GAAUUACGCUCUAGCAAUAGAAUCAGCAAACGUAAACAGGAACACCAGGGGGAACGUUCCAUAGAAGUAACCCAUAUGCAGGUUAAUUGUGCCCGUAAAGCGGUUCGAUCUCAUUUCGCCGCGCUUUUUUUUUUCUCGCUGCGGCCCCUAGGCUUUGGAAUCAUGCCAGCGCAGACUGCAUACACGUGAUAUCACCUCGUCCAGCUGUAGGGCUUUCCUCCCCACGCAGCGAUUAUUCCGCGCUGCUCCCGCUUCCUGUCAGCGUCCAGUGCGGGCUUCGAGCAGCCGGCCUCUGAGCGGGAAAGUUGCGCACGCAAAAAUGUACGUGCGGGUGUCUCUCGUGUUCGCCGUCGGCGUGGAUUUAUCGCAUGUCUCGACUACACCAAGACCUGAAGAAGCAACGGGCAUUGCUGUUCUGGAAGACGGAGCAUCUCCGGUCGUACAGAUUCACGCCGGGAAAUUACGCGGUGCGAAGCGCGUAGUUUUAGGCGAGAAGUUCGCGUAUGCCUUCACUGGAGUGCCAUACUGCGAAACCACCGGUCGGGCGAGCUGCGCUAUCGAAUACCGGAGUCCGUCGGAACCAUGGGUCGAGGAAGUGAGGGAUGCUACGGUGACGCCCCCCUCGUGCAUGCAGGGCAACGUGUUUUCGCCGAGAAACCUGUUGUGGCUGCCAUACGGUGACAAAAAAGCUGAGGACUGCCUUUACUUGAACGUAUGGACACCGAGGCUGAACACGUCAGCAGGGCUCCCAGUGAUGGCCUGGAUUCACGGAGGUGGCUUCCAAGAAGGAUCUGCCGCAAUACCUCUCGAUGACGGAACUUAUUUGGCUGCUUUCGGAAACGUUGUGGGUACCAUCGCAUACAGGUUGCAGUCAUUCGGUUUCCUGUAUGAUGAAACAUCGGCCCCCGGAAACAUGGGCUUGCACGACCAGCAGCUGGCACUGAAAUGGAUCCAGGAAAACAUUGCCGCAUUUGGCGGUAACCCUGGUGAAGUCACGCUGUUUGGAUGGAGCGCCGGUGGCAUUUCGACAGGAUUUCAUCUUAUUUCUCCCGGAAGCCAGACUCUUUUUAAGCGGGCCAUUGUUCAAAGUGCAGCCGUGACGAAGAAAGGACGUGCCAGAGACAAGACAGAAAUGCUCGAAUACUCCCGAAAGUUUGCUGCUAACUUCGGUUGCUAUGGUGGUGACUCGACUGCCAAUGCUUCUCAGAACAUUGCCGCUUGCAUGAGAAGAGUAAACGCCUCUCUAAUUGUGGCAGUAGAAGCAACGUUCGUGGGAUCGGGAAGUGGAAAGUUUGAGCCAAUCUAUGGAGAUGAGUUCUUGCCCAUAGAGCCUCGCGUGGCCGACUUCCCAGGUGACAAGGACGUUAUGAUUGGUCAGACAGCCAAUGAAGGAAGCAACAUUCUCUACACCACGUUCAGGGACACGUUUUCUGAGGCACUGCCUCCCAGAAUCAACAAGGCAGAAAUGAUACAUUUCCUGGGCAGUUUGUACAAACUGUCUCUGCCAGACACAGAAAAGCUCCAGAAAGAAUACAUGGGUGAGAUUGGGGAUUACGAUUACGACGCUCUUCGGCAGGCCCUGGCGGAAACCAAGGGAGAUACUCAUGUGAAGUGCGGAGCCAUCAACACGGCGUGCAAGUUGGCCAACGCAACAGCGAACGCACAGUCAGGAAAAGAAGUUCACUUUUAUGAGCUUAACUACGUGUCAGCUUGCGUCAAGAAGCAGCCAUGGUUCGGAAUGACCCAUGGCGAUGAGCUUCCAUUGGUAUUUGGCAGAGUGUUCGAAAGGCAAGGUGGAUGUGCCGGUGAUAUGGACUACAGUAGAAAUAUCAUGAAGCUCUGGAGUGAUUUUGCCAAAGGAAGGCCACGUGGAUUCCAAGGCAAGGAGUGGCCAAAGUUCACAGCUGAUUCAAGGUCAUUCAUGAAGCUGACAGCAACGGGAUCAGAAGUGUCUACCUUCAACAAUGAGCCACGAUGCAAGAUACUCAAAGAACUGAAACUAUACUGAAUAAGUGUGCGUGUGUAGAAUAUUUUGUGCAAUCUGCUUUGAAACAAUUUUAGCACAUUAAAAUAUACAUCCUGACUUAACUCCAGCAGUUACCUAUUCACAAACUCAGCAAAAUUACAUUAAGAAGAAGUAAUAUUUAGCAUUGUAUUUACCUAAUUUUUAACAUGAGUCUAAAUGAUGCAGGCAAUUUGUACACGUCGAGAAACAGGCCCCUCUAACAUUGUACGAAACUAUAGUUGAAAUACAGCUGACACAGAUUCAUAAUUGGCCGUAAAAGUUGUCCAUCCAUCCCCCACAUCAAAAUACAAGCUUGUAAGGAGCGAAAUAAAUAUUCAUUGUAAGCGAACUAAGUAUUCAUUGCCUGGGUCUCGUAAAAUAUGUAAAUUGAAGGACAUUUCUCAGAUGUAUAUUGAGAACUAAGAGACAAUCAAGCCAAAUACAUUGUAAGUGGUGCAUUGUACAAAUACUGGGAUAAAUGUGAAUAAAUUACCGUAGCAGAAAAGAUAACUUGCCAAUGGCUGGUAUGCUGUUGGGAAACGCUGCGCAAUGUAAUAUUUGGAAAAAUGAAACAUAAUAUAUUGAACGAACUGCGCCUAAAUUUUGUUAACAGGGUGCUGAAUUUCACCUUUUCAACGCACACUUUUAAUUUUACUGUUCAGAUGACGUUGAAUCAUCGUAUACAGGGGCGAUCUUCAGUAUUGCAUAACGAAAGCAACGCGUGGGUUUUUUGACUGGCCCAAGGCAAAAUUACAUCUGUUUGCGUGCAAAAUAAGACAUGAAAACUGAUAUGCAACUGAUUAAAGCUCUUUUUUGUAUCUGG
Molecule: messenger RNA, 2828 nt
Organism: Rhipicephalus microplus (southern cattle tick)
Lineage: Eukaryota; Metazoa; Arthropoda; Arachnida; Ixodida; Ixodidae
Product: acetylcholinesterase-1-like
Biological process (GO): acetylcholine catabolic process; choline metabolic process
Cellular component (GO): plasma membrane
Molecular function (GO): acetylcholinesterase activity
Source: RefSeq, a predicted model, not a curated record